Messenger RNA from Pomacea canaliculata, 4097 nucleotides. Its product is annotated as trifunctional purine biosynthetic protein adenosine-3-like. NCBI's taxonomy places the organism in Eukaryota, Metazoa, Mollusca, Gastropoda, Architaenioglossa, Ampullariidae. Gene Ontology annotation, cellular component: cytosol. Gene Ontology annotation, biological process: 'de novo' IMP biosynthetic process; adenine biosynthetic process. The record is from RefSeq and is a predicted model, not a curated record. Gene Ontology annotation, molecular function: phosphoribosylglycinamide formyltransferase activity; phosphoribosylformylglycinamidine cyclo-ligase activity; phosphoribosylamine-glycine ligase activity.
UAUCCAUUUACUCUUGGAGAGAUAAUGUCCCUGACUUACUCAUCGUUUCAAGGUUAGAUAACAAGAUAAAAUCGGUAAAAACCUCUGUGUACAGAGUAGCGUCCCUUUGUGGAAACAGACGGCCUGCACGUGUUGUUGGGACAAUUACGACAGGAGCCACAGCCUUUGACGGUCGACCUUUUUGCCUCUUGGCCUUAACUUACAGUCAAGCUUAUAAAUAAGAAUGUCCUCUGCUAAAGUGUUACUUAUUGGAAGUGGGGGGCGAGAAUCUGCUCUAGCCUGGAAACUUGCACAGUCUGCAAAUGUUGAGGCAGUGUAUGUUGCCCCUGGAAAUGCAGGAACUAAUGAUGGAAGAAAAAUGAUUAACGUUGAUUUAAAUCUAAAGGACUUUGAUUCAGUGUCUAACUGGUGCAAAGAGCAUUCAGUAUCGUUAGUUGUUGUUGGACCAGAAGACCCACUAGCAGAAGGCAUUGCUGAUCAUCUGUCUAAAAAAGGUAUUGGAUGUUUUGGGCCAUCUGCUUCCGCAGCAGAGAUUGAAUCCAGCAAAGACUUUGCCAAACAGUUUAUGUUGCGCCAUGGAAUUCCUACAGCUCGAUUCCAAUCUUUUACAAAUGCAGAUGAAGCCUGCCAGCAUAUCAUGAGUGCUGACUAUGCAGCCCUUGUGGUUAAAGCUAGUGGGCUAGCUGCAGGUAAAGGCGUUGUUGUGGCAACUACACGAGAAGAAGCCUGCCAAGCUGCACGGUCCAUGUUGGCUGACAAGAUCUUUGGUACUGCAGGGGACACAGUUGUAGUGGAGGAACUCUUGCAGGGGGAGGAAGUUUCAAUACUUGCAUUUACGGAUGGUGAAUCAGUAGCCAUGAUGCCACCUGCCCAGGAUCAUAAACGUCUGGGUGUUGGAGACACUGGCCCCAACACAGGGGGGAUGGGUGCUUACUGCCCAUACCCCAAGAUUAGUGAUGCAGAAUUGCAGUUUGUAAAGGACAAAAUCCUGCAAAGAACCGUAGAUGGUAUGAAAAAAGAAGGACGAAAAUAUAUAGGUGUCCUGUAUGCAGGAAUCAUGCUAACAAGAGAAGGGCCAAAUGUGCUAGAAUUCAACUGCCGGUUUGGUGACCCAGAGACACAGUCUCUUAUGCCAUUGCUGUCGUCAGACCUGUAUCUGACAUGUAAAGCAUGCGUAGAGGGACGGCUAAAAGAAUUCCUGCCUGAGUUUGAUGAGCAUCAAACUACACUUGGCGUGGUCCUGGUCAGUGGUGGAUACCCAGGUUCUUAUAAAAAAGAUCUUGAAAUAACAGGAAUAUCAGAAGCUGAGGCACAUGGCCUAAUUGUGUUUCAUGCUGGCACAAAAAUGAAAGAUAGGAAGAUUGUCACAAAUGGUGGCCGAGUUCUUGCUGUGGUUGCAGUGGACACUGACUUGUUUACAGCCUCUGAGCGUGCUCAGAAAGGUGCAGCACAGAUCCAUUUCGAUGGGGUCUUUUACAGAACAGACAUUGGCUUCAGGGUUCUUCACAGCAGCAAGACACGAAGGGACAGCACUUUUAGUUACAUAAGUGCUGGAGUUGACAUUGCUGCUGGAAAUGAGCUUGUCGAAAACAUCAAACCUCUGUCAAAAUCAACACAUCGCAAAGGUUGCAUUUCUGAACUUGGCAUGUUUGGGGCCUUGUUUGACAUGAAGGCUUUAGGAUACCAAGAUCCCAUCUUAGUGUCAGGAACGGAUGGUGUUGGAACAAAACUCAAAGUUGCACAUGCUGUUGGAAAGCAUGAUACAAUAGGCAUUGACUUAGUUGCCAUGUGCGUGAAUGAUAUUUUGGCACAUGGAGCAGAACCUCUGUUUUUUCUUGACUACUUUGCCACUGGCAAGUUGCACGUAGGGUUGACAACAGAUGUUGUUCGUGGCAUUACAGAAGGUUGUAAGCAGGCUGGUUGUGCUCUUGUAGGUGGAGAGACAGCAGAAAUGCCAGGAAUGUAUGCUGGUGAAGAUUACGACAUUGCUGGCUUUGCAGUUGGGGCAGUGGAGCGUAGCAAGAUGUUACCAAGAAUGCAGGAUAUUCGUGUUGAUGAUGUUGUCAUUGGUUUGGCCUCAAGUGGCCUUCACAGUAAUGGUUAUAGUCUGGUUCGGAGACUAAUUGAAAAGAAGGAACUGCGAUAUGACAUGCCUUCACCGUUCAAGACUGGCAACACUUUAGGUGUUGAUCUUUUGACUCCUACAAAGAUAUAUGUAAACUCCUUAUUGCCACUGAUGAGAGAAGGAAAGGUGAAAGCCUUUGCACACAUCACUGGAGGUGGGCUUCUGGAAAACCUUCCAAGGGUGCUCCCUGAACACUUAGAGAUCCGCCUGGAUGCCAAGUCUUGGGUCAUGCCACCUGUUUUUGGUUGGCUUUCAGAAAUAGGCAAUAUUAGCGAAAAAGAAAUGGCAAGAACUUUCAAUUGUGGCAUUGGUGCAGUUCUUGUCAUCAACAAAUCUGAUCUUCAACUAGUGUUGGAUCGACUUGCUGAAAGUGGUGAAAAAGCCUCUGUCAUUGGAGUGGUGGAGCAAAAAUCAGGUCUGGAUCAAGUGAGAAUUAAACAUUUGAAGGCUGCACUGGCCCAGUCUUGGAAGAAAGUGCCAGGUGUAACAAGAAAGAAGAGGGUUGCUGUCCUGAUAUCUGGUACAGGAACUAAUCUUCAAGCUCUAAUUGACCAUACCAAAAAUCCAGCAAAUAAUAGUGCAGCAGAAAUUGUGUUGGUACUUUCCAAUAAACCUGAUGUUCAGGGCUUAUAUCGUGCACAGCAGGCAGGCAUAAGUACAAAGGUAAUAAACCACAAAAACUACAAGACGAGAGAGGAGUUUGAUGCUGCUCUUCAUGAAUCUCUGCUGGCUGGCGGAAUAGAGAUUGUUUGUCUUGCUGGCUUUAUGCGUAUUUUGACAGGUGGGUUUGUAUCAAAGUGGAAAGGAAAAAUGCUGAACAUUCACCCCUCACUUUUGCCAUCCUUCAAAGGAGCCCAUGCACACAAGCUGGUGUUAGAGGCUGGUGUACGCGUAACAGGCUGUACAGUACAUUUUGUAUCUGAGGAAGUUGAUGCAGGUGCAAUCAUUGUGCAAGAGCCGGUGCCUGUCUAUCCUGGUGAGACGGAGGAAUCACUUUCAGAGAGAGUCAAGACAGUAGAGCGCAAAGCCUAUCCUGCUGCACUUGAGCUUCUGGCAAGUGAACGAAUUCAACUGCAAGAGAAUGGAAAACUUCUCUGGAAAUGAUUGCAGAGAGGAUGAAAGUGCUUUUUCCAGACUCAUAAUUGGAGGACUUAUUAUGUUCCUGAAAAUAUGUAAUUCCAAGUUUUAUAAGGUUUUUUUUUUUUUUUUUUUGGUUUUGUUUCUGGUGAUGCUGUAAACAUUUGCAAGAGAAAGGUAGAAGCUGCAGCAUAAUGCAACCAUAAACAGGCAGGCUUUUGCAAACAUGGCAGUUUUCUUGUUUCUCAUUUGCUGACAUAUCCGUUUUGCUUCUAGCGUUUUGAUAUUUGGUGUACAACUGAUUGGAUAUCAAUAUUAUAAAAUAUUUGAAUCUACAUUUUCCAUGCCAGGGUUUUUUCCAUUAAAAUUUUUAAAUACUUCGUUGUUCAUUAUGGAGCAAUAUUGUUUCACAUUUAAUAGUAAAAUGCUGAUAUGUGUGCCUUUAUGGUUUACAUUAUUUAAAGAUAUGACAUUUGUGAGACAAUGCUGCUUUGGAACAAAAGUGUUGUACUGUUAAAAAAAAAAAUGCUCAAGUUCUGUCACGUUAAAGGAGUACCAAUGAUCAGUUCACUGCAACGUCUUGCUUAGGGAGUAUCAAACUAGGUUAAUCUUUUGUGUAAUAGUUGAAGAAUUCGGCCACAUACUAUUUUUUAUGGGAAAAACAAUGAAGUAAUGUUUAUGAUGGAUUAUAGAUAUAUCAAGACAUUCUAGCAACGUAAGACAAAAGAUACUUUUUCAGAUGAUGUUGCUGAUAUUGAAUGAAUGUGUAAAAGUGGAAGAAUGUUUAAUUGCAACCAGUUGACCUGAAGAAUGACCUUUAAAAAUAAAAUGUAAUCAGGUUUUACAACAUGAAAGUAUCCUGUAGUGUAUAAAUUUGUCUACAUGUAUUGUUGAA